Messenger RNA from Fusarium venenatum, 1449 nucleotides. RefSeq names its product phosphatase 2C-like domain-containing protein. The record is from RefSeq and is a predicted model, not a curated record. Gene Ontology annotation, cellular component: mitochondrion. NCBI's taxonomy places the organism in Eukaryota, Fungi, Ascomycota, Sordariomycetes, Hypocreales, Nectriaceae. Gene Ontology annotation, biological process: protein dephosphorylation. Gene Ontology annotation, molecular function: cation binding; [pyruvate dehydrogenase (acetyl-transferring)]-phosphatase activity.
AUGUUUCGUGUAACCACCAGGAGCUUGAGAGCUUCAAGUUCGGCACUCAAGCGAGUCCCAUUCAAUGUGCGCUUCUCAUCCACGCAGACGUUAACAUCGACGCCUGGCAACGCAAGAUACUUGUGGUCAGCGGCAGCCAUCCUCGGUGUCGGUUCUGGAGCUUACAUCUUCAGCGGGAAGAGUACUACCGCGAAGGCCUCAAAUAACGAGGUUCCUCGCUUGAGCGAUUACCCUACAGAAGAACAGAUCCCCGUCAACUCGCCUGUCAAGUCCAUCAUUAUCGAGGAUGCCAACGCUAAACUGCGCGAGGACGCUCACACCUUUGUCUUUGAGGGGCAUGCAGGAGUCAAGGGACGCGUAGACUUUGCGCGUUUGGGAAGCAAUAAUCCCAUUGAGGAUGAUUGGGACCUUAAAAUUGCCAAAGGUGUUGGAGGAGCGACGACUUUGUACGCUGGUGUUUACGAUGGACAUGCUGGAUGGGCGACUUCCCAGGUGUUGAGGAACGCUCUCGUCCCGUACAUAUCAGGCGCUCUGUCAAGCCUCACACCUACCAGUUCUACCGAGUCAGUCAACAGUGCCAUCGAAAAGGCCUUUGUUCGUCUCGACGAUCGCAUCUUUGACACAGCCCUCAAAGCUGUUGAAUCGGGCCAGGACCAAGGCACUGCAUCUGUUAUUUCGGCCGUCGCACCCGCCAUUGCUGGGUCCUGCGCGCUUCUAACUCUCUACGAGCCCGCCACGUCUACACUCCGCACCGCUGUAGCAGGUGACUCGCGAGCAGUUCGUGGUGCAUGGUCUAAUAAGACGAACAAGUACGAUACAGACAUUCUGAGCAUCGAUCAGACCGGCUUCAACGAGCUUGAAGUAGAGAGACUUGAUAAGGAACAUCCCGGUCAGCUUCACAGCAUGCUCAACCUUAAGUCUGGCCGACUUUUUGGACUUGCUGUUACAAGAGCGUUUGGCGAUCAUCGACUGAAAUGGCCAGUAGAUGUUAUUCGCAAAGUCCAGGAUGAUUACUACGGCACCCCACCCCGGCCCAACUACACCACACCUCCGUACCUGACAGCCCGUCCAGAAGUCACCACCCGAAAGAUCCAAACAGAAGACUUUGUCAUCCUAGGCUCCGACGGUCUUUGGGACAUGAUCAGCAACGAGGACGCCGUGACAUGCAUCUCGCGCUGGCUAACCGCCAAGAAAAGCGGCAAGCCUGAGCCGUUCAAGGAGACCAAGUUUGAGGGAAAGCUGGAAGAUGGGUGGCAGGCCACGCCGGAGCACCACGUCAUUGAAGAUCUCGACAAUGCGGCUGUGUGCUUGGUGAAGAACGCAUUUGGAGGGUCACGACGUGGCUUGUUUCUUGGAGCGAUGACGACUUAUGCGCCCAUGAGCCGAAAUGUGAGGGAUGACAUUACUGUGCAGAUUAUUUUCUUCAAGGAUCCUUAUGAGAAGAAAUGA